This is a messenger RNA of Solea solea (common sole), 5199 nucleotides long. RefSeq names its product AP-2 complex subunit alpha-2-like. Bases 117 to 2984 code for a protein of 955 amino acids. Gene Ontology annotation, cellular component: membrane coat; AP-2 adaptor complex. Gene Ontology annotation, biological process: clathrin-dependent endocytosis; intracellular protein transport. NCBI's taxonomy places the organism in Eukaryota, Metazoa, Chordata, Actinopteri, Pleuronectiformes, Soleidae. The record is from RefSeq and is a predicted model, not a curated record. The transcript has 23 exons. Gene Ontology annotation, molecular function: clathrin-cargo adaptor activity.
ACUGAGGAGAAGAAGAAGAGACUGUCUCGCUCAGCUGUGUGUGUGUGUGUGGUAAAAACAAGUGCGGAUUUAAGUGACUUCUUUCACCUUAUUUCACUCCAAAACACAGACUCGCGAUGCCUGCGGUCUCUAAAGGAGACGGGAUGCGGGGUCUGGCCGUGUUCAUCUCAGACAUCAGGAACUGUAAAAGUAAAGAGGCAGAGAUUAAGCGGAUAAACAAGGAACUGGCCAACAUCCGCUCCAAGUUUAAAGGAGACAAGGCUCUCGAUGGCUACAGCAAGAAAAAGUACGUCUGCAAGCUGCUCUUCAUCUUUCUUCUGGGCCAUGAUAUCGACUUUGGACACAUGGAGGCCGUCAACCUCCUCAGCUCCAACAAAUACACAGAGAAACAGAUUGGUUACCUGUUCAUCUCGGUGCUGGUGAACUCUAACAGCGACCUGAUCCGUCUCAUCAACAAUGGCAUCAAGAACGACCUGAACAGCCGCAAUCCGACCUUCAUGAACCUGGCCCUGCACUGCAUCGCCAACGUGGGCAGCAGAGAAAUGGCCGAGGCCUUCGCUUCAGACAUCCCCAGAAUCCUGGUGGCAGGGGACACGAUGGACAGCGUGAAGCAGAGCGCAGCACUGUGUCUGCUACGACUCAACCGGACGUCACCUGACCUGGUCCCCAUGGGUGAGUGGACAGCACGAGUUGUCCAUCUGCUCAACGACCAGCACCUGGGCGUGGUAACAGCAGCCACCAGCCUCAUCACCACUCUGGCCCAGAAAAGUCCAGAUGACUUCAAAACAUCUGUCGCACUGUCCGUGGCCCGGCUCAGCAGGAUCGUGACAUCGGCGUCCAUCGAUCUACAGGACUAUACGUACUAUUUUGUUGCGGCGCCGUGGCUGUCUGUGAAGCUGCUGCGCCUCCUCCAGUGCUACCCUCCACCUGAGGACGCAUCGCUGCGGAGUCGCCUCACAGAGUGUCUGGAGACCAUCCUCAACAAAGCCCAGGAGCCACCCAAGUCCAAGAAGGUCCAGCACUCCAACGCAAAGAACGCCGUCCUGUUUGAAGCCAUCUCCCUCAUCAUCCACCAUGACAGCGAGCCCACCCUGUUGGUACGAGCCUGUAACCAGCUGGGCCAGUUUCUGCAGCACAGGGAGACCAACCUUCGUUACUUGGCUUUGGAGAGUAUGUGCAUGCUGGCCAGCUCCGAGUUCUCUCAUGAGGCCGUGAAGACGCACAUGGAAACGGUGAUCAACGCCUUAAAGACGGAGCGAGACGUGAGUGUACGUCAGCGGGCUGUCGAUCUCCUCUACGCCAUGUGCGACCGCAGCAACGCCAAGCAGAUUGUGGCAGAGAUGCUGACCUACCUGGAAAACGCCGACUACUCCAUCAGAGAGGAGAUCGUGCUGAAGGUGGCGAUCCUGGCGGAGAAGUACGCCGUGGACUACACGUGGUACGUGGACACCAUCCUCAACCUCAUCCGCAUCGCGGGCGACUACGUCAGUGAGGAGGUUUGGUACCGCGUCAUCCAGAUCGUCAUAAACCGAGACGACGUCCAGGGCUACGCUGCCAAGACUGUCUUCGAGGCGCUGCAGGCUCCAGCCUGCCAUGAGAACCUGGUCAAGGUGGGCGGUUACAUCCUGGGAGAGUUUGGUAACCUCAUCGCUGGUGACUCACGAUCCAGUCCUCUGGUCCAGUUCAACCUUCUUCACUCCAAGUUCCACCUCUGCUCGGUGCCGACGCGUGCACUGCUGCUGUCCGCCUACAUCAAGUUCAUUAACCUGUUUCCAGAGGUGAAGACCACGAUCCAGGACGUGCUGCGCUCCGACAGCCAACUCCGCAACGCCGACGUGGAGCUUCAGCAGAGAGCCGUCGAAUACCUGAGGCUCAGCUGCAUCGCCAGCACCGACAUACUGGCCACAGUCUUAGAGGAAAUGCCGCCGUUCCCAGAGAGGGAGUCGUCCAUCCUGGCCAAGCUGAAGAAGAAGAAGGGCAGAGGAAACCUGCCCGUCAUCGACGACACCCGGCGGAACGUCAACGGCAACGUUGAACACGCCGAGAAAACCGAAGCACCAAACCAGUCUUCUCCUUCACUGUCGGCAGAGUUCUUCCCUAUCAACAGACCCCGCCCUGUCUCUAGUCCCACCCUGCUCUCUGCUGGCACCACGGUUUCCACCCCGUCCUUCACUGAUCUGCUGAAUCUAAACUCGGCACCUGCACCUGGAGGCAACCUGCUGGUCGACGUCUUUUCUGACAACGCAGCUCUUUCAACCACAGACGUGUGCGAGGAGAACUUUUCCCGGUUUGUUUGUAAGAACAACGGCGUCAUCUUUGAGAACCAGCUUUUACAGAUUGGUCUGAAGUCUGAGUACAGGCAGAACCUGGGACGCAUGUACGUUUUCUACGGGAACAAGACGUCGACGCAGUUCCUGAGCUUCUCCUCGUCAGUGACCAACGAUGACACUCUCAAGACUCAGCUGAAUAUGCAUGUGAAGACGGUCGAUCCAGUGAUAGAAGGCGGGGCUCAGGUGCAGCAGAUCCUCAACAUUGAAUGCGUGUCAGAUUUCACAGAGGCACCGGUACUCAAGGUCCAGUUCAGGUACGGUGGAAUGCUGCAGAACCUCGCAGUCAAACUCCCCGUGAUGCUCAACAAGUUUUUUCAGCCCACGGAGAUGGCGUCGCAAGACUUCUUCCAACGCUGGAAACAGCUGGGAGCACCAGAGCAAGAGGUUCAGAAAAUCUUCAAAGCCAAACUUCCAAUGGACACAGAGGUCACCAAGGCCAAGAUCAUAGGGUUCGGCGUGGCCCUGUUGGACCGGGUCGACCCUAAUCCAGAAAACUUUGUUGGAGCUGGAGUCAUUCACACUAAGAGCAGUCAGGUCGGCUGUCUGCUGCGACUGGAGCCCAAUGCACAAGCAGAGAUGUACCGUCUGACCCUCAGGACCAGCAGAGAGUCUGUGUCUCAGCGACUGUGCGACCUUCUCUCUGAACAGUUUUAGACUCUUUUACUCUCCUCUGACUGGAAGUCACGGAUUGUACUGUGUACAUUAUUUUUACGAUUGUUAUUAUUCUGCUCAUUUUUCCCACACAGCUUUACUAAUAUGUCUCUGGUUUAAGCCUGGAUUUUUGCAUGUGUGUGUGUGUGUGUGUGUUAUCUGUAGGGAUAGGUAUGGAGAGCCAGUUCUAAAGAGUUCUUCAUUGGUCAGUACCAAAGUAUCUAUGAGCAUCUGGACAAACGGUGCUGCUUAUGUUUAUUCUCUGGAAUCAGAAAAACACCAACCGCAGUUUGCUCGCACUUUAUAUUUCCCAGCGUCGUGCAGUUACUUUUCAUGUCGCGCUGCGUCGUUCACUCUCGGAUGAAAGCUUUAAAGUUUGGACUUGUGUUGUUACGCUGUGCACAGUUUGCAUUUUCCACUUCCCAUUUGACCCCGAACAAAACUGCCAGCGUUGUGCGUUUACUCCUCAUGUUGCACAGCACUGUUGUUCACUCUCCAGUCAUCACAAGACUGGACUCGCUUUGCUAAAUUUAGCACAAAUGUAGCGACAGUUUGGUCGGAUUUUCCACUUCCCAACCUUCCCCUAAUUAUGACAAAAACUGCCAGCGUCGUGCAUUUACUUCUCAUGUUGCACCGCACUCUUAUUCACUCUCCUGUCACCGCAAAGGCUUUAAAGUUUGAACUCGCUUUGCUAUAGUUAGCACAAAAAAAAUUCUUUUUUUUAACACAAAAUUGGAACUAAAUAGAGUAAACCCCCAGAUUCCACUGAGUGCGUUGCGUCUGCGACCGGAGAAUGAGAAGAGGUCGUUGAUGUAGUUCAGUGAAAUACCAUUCCGAAAAUAAACCGGACGCUUUAACGUUGCAUCGGUGUUUUGAUGUCCAGUUCCGCUCGUGCCAAAUUCUGCUGAAUUGAAAAAAUAGAAACUCUUGCCAAAAAGUAGUCAGUGGAAGCUUCCGAUGUCACAACAAAGACGCGACGCAUUAAGUGGAAACUCGGGCUAACGCUUACAACCCAGCAAAACACUAAUGCUGCUUUUCCAUUGUACAGUUCUACCACGACAAAGCUCGACGCUACUCAGUUUGGUAUCAGUCACGACGUUUUCCAUGACUUCAUCGUUCGGCAGAGUCAACGUGUGGGCGGAGUCAUCGCAUCAUGGUUUUCUAUGGGACACAAACUAGUGACUCUUAAAGCAGUUGUUUUGGGUGUAAGUGAAUCGUUUUGUUAACAGAAUCGUUCAGGAACGAACUGAAAUGCCACUGAGACUCCUCUGUUAAAUAUGGACAUUUUAGACAUUUCCUUUGCUAAAUGUUGGAGAUUAACGUAAUGUUUCAGGGAUUUUUAAGUGUUUUUAACUGAUCUACAGUUGGACAUUGUUGGCUUUGAUUGUUGUGUCGGACGUCGCUCUCACGACGCUUCCAGUGACGACUAUCUCUGACCAAUCAGUAGCCGGCAGUCUGUCUGCGUCACAUUUUAGUAUCAGCUCAGCUGGCUUGGAGCCUCGUCUUCAGGUACUUCCACCAGGUACCAUCAGUGAUGGAAAAGCAAAACAAACGAGUCGAGUCGUGCUAGAAGUAUAAAAUGGAAAAGCACUACCAAGUUGCUACUGUUAGCAUCACUUUUAACAAACUAAAACACUUUAAAGCCGCUAUCGCACAAUGAAAUUCAGUCGGGUCAGGUCUGACAAAUAUUAGCAACGUGAGAAUAAAGGCCUUUUAUUUAGACAUUAUUUCAGACUUCAGAGUCACAUCUAUGACUGGACUGCGACUUUACUUUAGAUGAUCUCAGCGCGUUCUGUUCCUCUACGACGACGAUCGGAUGCUCGUCCGCAGACGUCGAUUUCUGUUUGCAAGAAAAUAAUUAUGUUUUUCAAGAGCCUGAAUGUCUGUCAGUGAGAGUGACGGGUAGAAAAGAAUCAAAAAACUCUACUUGUGCUGCUGUGACAUGAAAAAAAGAAGAAAGAUUUGAACCAUCAUGAAAGAAAUGAUGAUGAAAGUGUUAAAGGGAUACAUCAGGUUUUUUUUUGAAGUGUGUCUAUGUUGAGGUACUGACGUGGUCUUUGUUUUCAUGAUGUUGACUUUGCAUUUGUGCCUUUGAACCUCUUGUGACUGUAAAGAACAAAACAAGUCCUUCAAGCAGCCAAACUGGUCAUAUUGUUAUAUUUCAAUAACAUAUGGUGUAUUUUCUCUCUUUUAUAUAAAAAUCUAUUUUUAAUCACAA